AGUGCUUCAGUUACUCCGUUUAGACCUUGAACAGCGUUUUAAGUAACACCUCAAGCCAGUGAUACUGCCAGCCUGGAUGUAAUAUUUGUGUCUUCAUUUUCUUGUGUCGAUCCUGCACACAGCCUGGCACCAUGGGCUCCACGCCUGAGACUGUGCCCAUUCCUGGGCCCAAAGGUCUCCCCUUUGUCGGCAGCAUGCUUGACGUCAACAUAGAGCUUCCACUGAGCACUUGGGAUGGCUUCGCCGACGAGUACGGGGAUAUAUUUCGUGUCAACUUUCCUGGGCGCACAACCGUCUGGGUGACCACACAGGCGCUCGCGCACGAGCUCUGCGACGAGAAGAGGUUCCGCAAGUCCAUCAAGAACGCGCUCAACCAAGUCCGGAACGGAGUCCACGAUGGCCUGUUCACGGCGCGCGACGAGGAGCCGAACUGGGGCGUGGCUCACCGCAUCUUGAUGCCCGCCUUUGGGCCCGCCUCGAUCCAGGGCAUGUUCCCCGACAUGCUCGAGAUUGCAACCCAGCUGGCGCUCAAGUGGGCGCGGCACGGGCCCGAGACGCCCAUCAUGGUGACGGACGACUUCACGCGCCUCACGCUCGACACGCUGGCGCUGUGCUCCAUGAAUUUCCGCUUCAACUCGUACUACCACGACGCCAUGCAUCCUUUCAUCACCGCCAUGGGCGACUUUCUGACCGAGUCUGGAACCCGGCAAUUGCGGCCUUCGUUCGCUGGUAUCUUUUACCGUCAAGCAAACAAGAAGUACUGGGAGGACAUCCAAGUGUUGCGCGAUACCGCCCAAGCCGUUCUCGAUUCCAGGAAGAAGCACCCGAGCGACCGCAAGGACUUGCUGACAGCCAUGCUGGACGGCAUCGAUCCAAAGACUGGCCAGAAGCUCAGCGAUUCGUCCAUCAUCGACAACCUCAUCACGUUCCUCAUCGCCGGCCAUGAGACAACGUCAGGGCUGCUCAGCUUUGCCUUUUACCAGCUCAUCAAACACCCGGAGGCGUAUAAAAGAGCACAGGCCGAAGUUGACAGUGUGCUAGGCCGCGGGACCAUCACGGUAGAGCACACCAAGAAGCUCCCCUAUAUCUCCGCCAUCCUCCGUGAGACGCUGCGUCUCAGUCCCACAAUCCCCAUCAUAGCCCUCGAAGCAAAAGAAGACACGGUCAUCGGCGGCAAGUACCACAUCCCCAAAGAACAGAUGGUCCUGCUGCUGCUUAGCAAAAUCCACCUCGACAAGCGCGUCUACGGCGAGACGGCCGAGCAAUUCGUGCCGGAGCGCAUGCUCGAGGAGAAUUUCGAGCGCCUGCUGAAGGAGUUCCCGGACUGCUGGAAGCCCUUUGGCAACGGCAUGCGGGCGUGCAUCGGGCGGCCCUUUGCCUGGCAGGAGGCGGUGCUGGUCAUGGCCGUGUUGCUGCAAAACUUUGACUUUUCCUUCGACGACCCGAACUACUCGCUCCAGUACAAGCAGACCCUCACCGUCAAACCCAAGGACUUUUACAUGCGCGCCACUCUCCGCCACGGCCAGACGCCCACCGAGCUCGAGCACCGUCUCUGCGGCGGGCUCACCGCGCCGAGUGCCGGGACAAAGUCCAAAUCAGGAACGGUCACCCCAACCUCGGUAUCUGCCACAGCGGCCAAGGACCGGCGGCCCAUGAGCAUCUACUACGGGUCCAACACUGGCACUUGUGAGAGCCUGGCCCAGCGCCUGGCCAUGGACGCGGCAUCCCACGGGUUUGCCGCCACCGUUGUAGAGCCGAUGGACGCGGCAAAGGCAAGCCUUCCCACCGACCGGCCCGUGGUCAUUAUCACGGCGUCGUACGAAGGCCAACCGCCCGACAACGCGGCGGAAUUCUGUGGCUGGAUCGAGGGGCUGAAGGGCGCAGAGCUGCAAAAUGUCUCGUAUGCCGUGUUCGGUUGUGGCCACCACGACUGGAGCCAGACGUUCCACCGGAUCCCUACACUAGUCGAUCGUGUGCUGGAGGCCCGUGGCGGGUCGCGCAUUUGUAAACUCGGCUUGACCGACGUGGCCGAGGGCGACAUGUUCACCGACUUUGAGCAGUGGGAAGACGAAGUGUUUUGGCCCGCACUGGAAGCCCGGUACGGCGGGGCAGCGGCGGCUGGUGCUGGCACCGAGGCCCCCGAUAGUGAUGCCCUGUCGCCCCGCCUUUCCGUCCGCUUCUCUAACCCGCGUUCCUCGACCCUACGCCAGGACGUCAACGAGGCAACUGUUGUCAGCGAGAAGUUGCUCACGGCCCCCAUAUCCAGCGCCACACCCAAGAAGCACAUCGAGAUCCAGCUGCCCGAGGGCGUGACGUACCGUGUCGGUGACUACCUUGCGGUGCUCCCCGUCAACCCGAGGGCGACCAUCUACCGGGCGAUGCGACGAUUUGAGUUGGCUUGGGAUGCGCACAUCACGAUCGGGUCCGACCGGUGGACGGCCCUGCCGACGGACAAUCCGGUGCCCGUUUUCGACGUCCUCGGUUCGUACGUCGAGCUAUCGCAGCCUGCCACAAAGAGGGGCAUCCUAACGCUCGCCGACUCCACCACCGACUCCAAAACCGCCCAACAACUCCGCGAUCUCGCCGGUCCGUCCUAUGCCACCGAAAUCAGCUUCAAACGGACCUCCAUCCUCGACCUCCUCGAGCGCUUCCCCUCUAUCUCCCUCCCCUUCGGCACCUUCCUGUCCCUCCUCCCCGCCUUACGUCCACGACAGUACUCCAUCUCCUCCUCUCCCAUAUCCAACCCCUCACGGGCAACCCUCACCUACAGCCUCUUCGAAAAACCCUCCCUCGCCUCCCCCGCUCACAAACACGUAGGCGUCGCCACCUCAUACCUCGCCUCCCUUUUGCCCGGAGACAAAAUCCAAGUGUCCGUCCGCUCAACACACGCCUUCUUCCGCCUCCCCUCACCACAACACGCCGAGACAACCCCGCUCCUCAUGAUAGCCGCGGGCUCCGGGAUAGCCCCCUUCCGCGGGUUCGUGCAGGAGCGCGCGGCGCAGCUGGCCGCCGCCGGUCCGAGUCGCAUUCUCGCGCCCGCGCUGCUCUUCUUUGGCUGCCGCUCGCCGCGGGUUGAUGAUCUGUAUCGGGACGAGUUUGAUAAGUGGCAGGCCAUGGGCGCGGUUGAUGUUCGGAGGGCGUUCAGCAGGGUCGAUCUUGACUCGAGCGAAGCAGAGGAGGCACGUGGGUGUAAGCAUGUCCAGGACAGGCUGUGGCUUGACCGGGAGGAGGUCAAGGCUUUGUGGGAAAGGGGGGCGAAAGUGUAUGUGUGCGGCUCGAGGCAUUUGGGGGAGGGGGUGAAGAAGGCGUUGGGAAGGAUUUUGAUUGGGGAGGAAAAGGAGGAGGAGGAGGUUGGGAAGUGGUAUGAUAGUGUGCGUAACGAGCGGUAUGCGAUAGAUGUGUUUGAUUAGUCUGAGGGUGUCUGUAGGAGGAAAGGGUUGUUGGCUGUUAGAAGGCGGGGUGGAGGAAAUCGUCGAG
Molecule: messenger RNA, 3477 nt
Organism: Canariomyces notabilis
Lineage: Eukaryota; Fungi; Ascomycota; Sordariomycetes; Sordariales; Chaetomiaceae
Product: cytochrome P450
Exons: 5
Coding region: 132-3410 (1092 amino acids)
Cellular component (GO): cytosol
Molecular function (GO): flavin adenine dinucleotide binding; FMN binding; aromatase activity
Source: RefSeq, a predicted model, not a curated record